Molecule: messenger RNA, 2665 nt
Organism: Pseudo-nitzschia multistriata
Lineage: Eukaryota; Bacillariophyta; Bacillariophyceae; Bacillariales; Bacillariaceae
Source: the annotation of a GenBank genome assembly
CACUUCGUACUGGGAAGUUUGGAAGCUCUCCCUUGCUUUCUUGUUUGAAGAACACCAUUCGUCAAACCGUCAUCAAGUAAGGAUCAUCGACAGCAAAUUGAUAGAUAGUCACAUCAUUGCAAUAAGAACAAUAAGAACAUUAACAACAAAAGUAAAAUAAUGAAUAGACUACGCGGUGUGUGGCCGUUGCUUCUGUUGUCGCUCUCAGUUGCGCAGGGAGAAGACGCUCUCUCCGGCUCGAACAAACACCAGAGUCUGAAUGAGCCUUUCCAAUCCUCCUUCCACAACCUCAAGCACAGUCCAUGCACAACUCUUUAUAAUCGAGAAGGACGCACAGGCUGUGGUACGGUCGAUCGGGAAAUUCAGUCGGGGCCAAUUUUCUACUACGAUGGAAGCAGCAGUGUUCCCGCUGCCGGCGAAGACUACGUUGCAGUCAUUGAAGAAUAUUACAUGACAGCGGAAGUAAUUAACAAGCUUGUGUCAUACAACACAGAAGGUAAUCUUAAAGGUAUUAUGGUCUUGAAUGGAACCGAUACAAACGAUUCGAAUGACUUUCCUUCACCGGGACCAAAAUAUCCUCUUGGUUACGGUACUCCAUCAGAAGGUAUUAGCUACGGCGACAAUUCAUUCGCUUGGAAUUCCAAUGGUGAUGGACUUGUCCAUUCCGAUUUGUACGGAGUUCCAAUGGUGUACAUCGAUGAAUACGAAUCAUCAUACUAUAUUCGMAGUGCUGCAAAAGACGAGAACAAAGCCAGUGAUAUUUAUACGGAAUUCAAUUUUUACAUGGGACCCGAUGGAAUCAACAGCAAAGACUGUCUCGCAUGGGUCGAUACGGAAAGCCAGAAUUGGAAUCCAAAAUGUGCUCCACUUGGAGGAGUUAGCGUUUGGGGAUUUGCUGGGUCUCCACCUCCCAGCAGCGAUGAUUCGAACGCUAACAACGGCAAUGCCAAGCCGGCGGUUGUAGUGGGUACAUCCGUUGAUUCGACUUCCAUGUUUCAUGAUCUCGUACCAGGAUCGAACGAAGGUGCAUCAAAUGUUCUAGCUACAAUCAUGGCAGCCUACCUUUUGGGUCAAUCAGUUGAUGAUGCUACUCUAGAUCAACUUCCAAAUCGAAUUGUAUUCGGUUUUUUUGAAGGAGAGGCAUACGGAUAUCUUGGCUCCAGAGGAUUCAUCGACGACGUUUACAAUUUUAACUGCAUGGACCAAUACAAGGUCCGUUCAAAAGCAAACGACGAAAACUCCGACAUGGCGUGUCUCUACCCUAUGAGGCCUAGUCUGAAAUUUAAAGAUAUUGGAGAAAUUGCGGCCAUGCUGACAGUUGAUCAGGUUGGAGUACCCUCGGGAGACGGUAACUUGUACGUGCACAACUCAGGUGAAACUGACAUGGGAGCUUUUCUGGCCAAAGUCAUGAAAUACUCUGGAACUAGUUACUAUACAGCGGUUGCAUCUGCAGCUAAUAAUGGGAAUGAYGGGUACCCUUAUCCACCGACCCCCCUGAACUCUCUUUUGUCUGUAACUGGAGGUAAUGUGGACGGUGCUGUUUUGACGGGUUAUGAUUACCACUUUACCAAGCGCCCACCGUAUCAAUCACACUUACAAUGGAUCAAAGAUCAAAAUAUGAACCUCAAGGCCAUUGCUUCUUCAGCAACUAUUAUGGCCCGAACGGCACUGGCUGCUGCUUAUGAUGAUGGAGAAUACGAUUACGAAUCGGCCUCGACUUAUGCAAAGAACGCCAUACCGGAACUCUCGUAUGAAAAUGACGUCCUGGUUGACUUGGCUAAUUGUCUCUUUGUYAAUGGCAACUGUAAACUCUUAAAAAAGCAUGCCUCGAUGGAAGCUGCUAAUGAUAAAGACAAGACUGGCUUCAACAUUGGAACUGGUCAAUCCCUUGGAAUGCCGCCAAAUUAUUACGUUGGCAUUUAUCACAUGAAUACUGGGCAGCCCUUUGUCAAGGUUGGUUCCAAAUGGUACGGUUCCUAUGACGGAGCGGAUUACGGAAAGUCAAAGGGAGAUUCGUUUGGAAUGCAACCAAAAAUGUUACAACAAGCACUGAGGAAUAUGCUUCACUCAUUUUUGGGAAAGGGGUCUUCCAUGGUAGACGAGAACGGCGUUGAUCUAUCGCCCAAGAAGUGUUCGUCGGCUGGCGCAUGUAAGGGCAUCUCAUAUUGUGGGGCAGAUGCUGACUCGGCUAUGUGUUCUGCCGACAACGUUUGUGUUUGCAAGCGAGGAUUCUACCAUAUCGCUCUCGAUGAAGCGUUGGUCCCAACACCGAACAAGAACACUGGGUUCUUUGAUAUUUCAAGUAGUGACGCUGGCGUGAGUCCGCUAUGGACCGAACCUUACUGGUCACCMAAUGUUGGGGUGAAUUUGUAUCGCCAGUCGGAUACCACGGCAGGAUGGUAUGUGCUCGCCGGUGGCGCUUUAUUUACAGYGUUCUGUUUUUUCGUAGUGGUUCUUUUGAAGGUUGGAAUGAAAAAAGAAAAAUUAUAUUAAGUGUACCAUUCGGAUUGAACAUCAUUCAGACAUUAGUCUCGAUUAUUUUGAUUCCAGCAAGUUGGAUUCAGAUGAUGCAUCCAUUGAAGUUGUAUGUGUUUAUUCCAAGGAUGCAAUGCGCAAACAAUGAUGUAUAGAUAAUUAUCAUWAYCAAUAAAGAACAGCAAUUUGU